AUGGGCUACGAUCACGCGGAGCAGAGAGAAUUAGACCCUCCCGUUGUUGCCUCGGGCUCGAGUUCCGGAUCCACCACGAGUGACAAUGAAGUCUUGAAAGAGGUUGACAGACCACAAGAAGAUGAUGUCCUGGAGACAGAAACUCUUGAUGAUGACGAGGAACGAGAGCCAGGACGCCGUCACAGAAGACACCAUGAAGGCGGCAUUCUCAAGCUUCGCGCCGCGGACGAUGACCUUCCUUCGGAUUGGUGGUUCGCAUCGACCGCUAUUCCUCUCAUUGCAGCCACCUUUGCUCCUAUGGCCAACAUGAUAUCCAUUGGUGCCCUGGUCGUCUCGUGGAGAAAUAACGUCGUUGAUCCGAGCGAUCCCAUAUACUAUCAAGCGACCUCGGUGGGCUAUCCGGAUCCCACGUGGUGCAUUGAUCUCAAUAUUGCUUCACUUGUCUGCGGCUUCGUCGGUAAUCUGUUUCUACUCUUCAAUUUCACCAAGAGAGUUCGAUACAUCGUCGCUCUUCCUUUGACCAUUGUACUUUUCUAUAUGGCCGCCGCUAUCUUGAUUGGCAUUACGGUCGCGAUGCACCUCCAUGUUCCACCAGGACACAACCAAGUAUAUUCUCAAGGAUUUUGGAAUGCAGUCAUAGCCGCAUGCCUCUAUAUGUUCAAUUCGAUGAUUCUCAUGGCCAACAUGGGUGGCUACUUCCUGGGUCACUACCCUCAGCACUUUACCCUGACGGACGAACAGCGCAACCUUAUCUUACAGACUAUGAUGUUCUUCAUUUGGCUUGGAGGUGGAGGCGCCGUGUUCGCGAGACUUGAAGGUUGGAAUUAUAAUGACGCCGUCUACUUCUGCGACGUGACAAUCUUGACGGUCGGCUUCGGCGAUAUUUAUCCCACCACCGACGUCUCGCGGGGAAUAGUUUUCCCUUUCUCUGUGGGUGGAAUCAUCAUACUCGGUCUUAUGGUCAGCUCAAUACACAAGUUCGCCGGCGAACUUAGUACAGUGAACGUGCUGCGGAAGCACGUUGAAAAGAGGCGCCUGUCCACUUUAUCAAGGUCUGUGACUGUUGAAGACUUCGAAGACCGCCGGAGGGAACACUUGGAGAACGAAAUCGAGAUGCAAGGCGAAAAGCUUCAAAUAUCCGCUCCUCUGCCCAGUCCACAAAUCCAGCGCGAUCUGGACGCGGCAGCGGCAAGGGCACUGGGACGAACGUCGCAGGACUUUGCAGAUCGGGACACUGCCGAGCAGAUAGCCGAUGGAAGCCGGGUUGAGAUGGAGGAUCUUGAGCCUAUCGACACCGCUCGAGAACGACAGACAGGACCUCAGAUCGCCUUUCAGAGUGCUGAUAUCCAGAAGCAACAACAGGAGGCCGACCAGGAACCAUCGCCCCAUCAAUUCAUGGGUCAUGACUUUCAUAAGGGACCUAUCCAUCGUACAUUAAGAUUGAUUACCAGACCCGUGACGACUUUGAGACGGGUGAGAACCAAAAACACGAAAGUCGUUCUCAUGCGCGAGGAAAGGGACCGGUUCAACGCCAUGCGAGACAUUCAAGAGGACGCGAGGUCCUUCAAAAAGUGGUUCGCUCUAUUCGUGUCUGUUAUUGCAUUUGGUACUCUAUGGUGCGUGGGUGCGGCCGUAUUUUGGCAAGCUGAGAAACCCACGCAAGGUCUCAGCUACUUUGAGGCAUUGUACUUCUGCUAUGUGAGUUUGCUAACCAUUGGGUAUGGUGAUCUGAGCCCGAAGAGUAAUGCGGGUAAACCGUUCUUCGUGUUGUGGUCAUUGAUUGCCGUUCCGACCAUGACAAUAUUGAUUUCGGACAUGGGGGAUACGGUUAUUUCAAGCAUCAAGCGCGGCACUUUUAUCUUGGGUGACAUGACCAUCCUUCCCAAAAAAGGUCUCUGGCAUGACCUACUCAAGGCGAACCCAUGGGUAUACAGCUGGAUAAACAAGAGAUCGGAGAAGAGUCGCAGAAAAAAGGGGCUGCCUGUUGGCCAGGAAGGUGACAGCAUGCCGCCAGCAUUAAGUAUUGAACAACUUGCCGCUGAGGAGCCAAGCACGGGAGAGCUGACGCAAAGACUUGCUUGGGCUAUUCGUCGGACAGCCGAUGAUCUUCAGCAUGCCCCCAGGAAACGAUACAGCUACGAAGAGUGGGCCGAAUUUACACGCCUCAUCCGUUUCACCAAGGAGGGACUUGCUCAGCUCGAAUACGACGAGGAGACCGAUGGAGUGGUUGACUGGGACUGGCUCGAAGAGAGUAGUCCCAUGCUGAGCGGUCAGACCGAGGCCGAAUGGAUCUUGGAUAGACUGUGCGAGAGUCUGCUCCGAUUGCUGAAGAAGAACAUGCUCGGAACCGACACUGCGCUCAGUGCCAGUGUGACAGAUUUUGCGACAUUCUCACCUUCGGGUCAACUGACAAGAACGGACACCGACUUGAUGUCCCCGACGUCCGUCAAGACUGAGAAGGGCAAAGACACCGCCCCAGAACCUCCGACAGCUAUACAGGAACGCCGGCGACGAGCUUCUGGAGCUGAUGCUCUUAUGACGUUCUUCACGGGCGAAAGGAGAGGCGACCAUGCGUACGCCGAGACCGAGCCUCAAUGGAGUCAUAGGGCUAUAGACAAGGCCAAAACAAGGCGCCGUAACAGCGACGGCCUCAAGGCUGUCGGAGGAGGAAGAGGCGGAGCUGGAGUCCGGACCUUGAAGAUGAGACAUUUGACGGGUAAUGGGAAGAGGUUUUCUCCAUCGACUGAUGAUGGGACGAGGUUUUCUCCGUCGACUGGUUAG
This is a messenger RNA of Exophiala viscosa, 2781 nucleotides long. Its product is annotated as potassium channel, subfamily K. The transcript has 2 exons. Gene Ontology annotation, molecular function: outward rectifier potassium channel activity; potassium ion leak channel activity. The record is from RefSeq and is a predicted model, not a curated record. Lineage: Eukaryota; Fungi; Ascomycota; Eurotiomycetes; Chaetothyriales; Herpotrichiellaceae. Bases 1 to 2781 code for a protein of 926 amino acids. Gene Ontology annotation, cellular component: plasma membrane. Gene Ontology annotation, biological process: stabilization of membrane potential; potassium ion transmembrane transport.